Trichosurus vulpecula (common brushtail) is the source of this 1980-nucleotide messenger RNA. RefSeq names its product arylamine N-acetyltransferase 1-like. The record is from RefSeq and is a predicted model, not a curated record. NCBI's taxonomy places the organism in Eukaryota, Metazoa, Chordata, Mammalia, Diprotodontia, Phalangeridae. The coding region runs from base 242 to 1111 and encodes 289 amino acids. Gene Ontology annotation, molecular function: acetyltransferase activity. The transcript is spliced from 2 exons.
CAGAUCAGGGAAGGAGGGUGGGGGCACAUUAACUGGCUCUGGAGGAGUGUUUGGAAGUCAAUAAGUGCCUGAAGACCUGCUAAUUCCGCCUGGGGAGAAGUCCUGGUCAGCCCUUGCCUGGCUUGCCUGGUGUAACUGCAGGAACUCACUUCUCAGCCCUACGAGCUGCUUUUCGUACAGGAACUGCAGGCUGCCCCAUCCCCCGGCUCCUGCCCACAGGAAGUUCCCCAUUGCUGGGAACAUGGACAUCAGAGAAUACUUUGAAAGGAUUGGCUAUAAUCAUUCCAGUAAGAAGCCGGAUUUGGAGACUUUAACUGAAGUGAUGUACCAUACUAUCCAAGCUGUGCCUUUUGAGAACUUGGACAUUCACUGUGGAGUACCCAUAGAACUGAGCUUAGAGGCUAUAUAUGACAAGAUUGUGAGGAGGAAGAGGGGUGGGUGGUGUCUAGAAAUCAAUCACCUUCUCUUUUGGGUCUUGACCACAAUGGGCUAUGAGACUACAAUUUUAGGGGGAUAUGUUUAUAGUACCGUAAGCAGGCAGUAUAGCACCAUGAUUCACCUGCUUCUAAAGGUCACAAUAGGUGAGAGAGCCUAUAUAGCGGAUGGUGCAUUUGGCAGGUCUCAUCAAAUAUGGCAGCCAAUGGAACUGGUUUCUGGAAAGGAUCAACCUCAGACUCCAUGCAUCUUCCGCUUGAAAGAAGACAAUGGAAUCUGGUACUUGGACCAAAUAAGACGGAAACAAUUCAUUCCAAACCCAGAAUUUGAAAACUCUGAUCUCUUGGAAAAAAAUGAAUUCCGUCAUAUCUACUCUUUUACUCUCCAGCCACGAACAAUAGAAGAAUUUGAAUCUGCAAAUACCUACCUUCAGACUUCUCCUAAGUCUGUGUUUACAAGCAAGUCUUUCUGUUCUCUGCAGACGGUAGAUGGAGUUUACUGUUUAGUUGGCUGGACUCUUACUCACAGAAGAUUCAAUUACAAGGAAAACAUGGAUUUGGUGGAGUUUAAGAUUCUGGAGUAUGAAGAUAUUGAGAAGAUCCUGAAGGAUAUAUUCAACAUCUCCCUAGAGAAAAAGCUUGUCCCAAAGCAUGGUGAUAGAUUUUUUACCAUUUAGUAAGGGAAAAAUCUAUAGUGCUGCAGUUAGGGUGAGGAAAUAGAUGCGCCAUGACAAUGAGGUUUUCAAAACAUUUUGUUGAUAACUUUUGUAUGUUAUAUUUUGAGGUUAAAAAACACUUUACAACAAAAAAAAAAACAAAAAACACUUCCCUAACUUGACUUCCACAGAAAUAUUUCCCCAAAACAGUUAGGUAAAACUGCCUACUAGAGUAGCAUUGAGGUUUCAGAAACCUCAUUACCAAAAGUAUAUCGGAAAAAUUUUUAGUCCCUGGAAUGUCAGAGCCUUUAAUUACUAAUUCCUGAAAUUUAGAUGGAGAGGAGAAUCAUAUAAUUUGAGAGUCAGAAGGAAUCUCACUGGCCAUUUAGCCUAACCCAUAUAUGAAAAGAAUCUCUAUUAUAACAUAUCUGACAGUAGUCCAAUCUCUGCUUGAAGACCUCCAAGGAUAGGGUAACUACCAACUCUUAGCUCAUUCUACUAUUGGACCCCUGAAGGGUCCAGUCAGGAGAGGAGAGUGCCAGUCGCACAUUCAAGUAGAGAUGUCUGUUAGGCAGUUGGAAAAAGGGAGAAAAGUAGCAGGGUUGGUAUUUGAACUGACUUUGAUGAGGUAUAGGCUCUGGAAACCCCACUGAACUCUCCUUGAACUUUGCCACAAGGUCAAGUCUCUGGCAUUCACCUGAGGCUAUCAACUGGCCUUUCAUAGUAGCCUACCCCCAGUCUCCCUCCAUUCUGGGUUACCUCUGGAUUGCCUCUGGCUACUUCCCACCCUUGAGCCUAUCUAGACCCCCUUCCCGUCAAGAUCCUCCCUGGACCCCUCCUCCAGUCACCCCAGGCUGCGUGGCCACUCCUAGAUCUUUCCCACAGUCUUU